AUGGAAACCGGCCUCGCCAUCAUCGCGGGCAGCCUCAUUACCCUCCGCCCGCUCUUCCGCUGGUUCCUCGAUAGCAGCUUGUCAUAUCGCUUGGACAGGCCACAUUGCGUGCGGCGAGGGGGUUGCAUUGCGGGGGGUUAUGCAUUGUCAAGCUCCACGCUGAAGAAAUCGGUCACCAAGGAUGAGAUGAACUACUGGCGGCCGGAUCUUAUGUCAGUAGAUAACUCUCACGCGCACAGGGUUAUCACGUCUGUGUCGACGCCACUAGGGAAGAGAUGCUUGAAUGGCAGUCAAGAGAACUUGACGGGCGGUUGGCACGGUGGAGCGCAGCAUAAGCAUCGGGUUAGUGUCCAUCGUACAUUUACCGUGGAGGAUGAGGUGUAG
This is a messenger RNA of Aspergillus luchuensis, 384 nucleotides long. RefSeq lists its product as uncharacterized. The transcript has a single exon. NCBI's taxonomy places the organism in Eukaryota, Fungi, Ascomycota, Eurotiomycetes, Eurotiales, Aspergillaceae. Bases 1 to 384 code for a protein of 127 amino acids. The record is from RefSeq and is a predicted model, not a curated record.